UGGCGGCGCCCGUCAGCAUGUGUGUGUAGCAGGGACGAAGCUUUAUUUACUCGUUUGUAUAUAAUAAUCGGAUUAUUCGAACCCAUACCCUUGUGACAGUCGAGUAAUUCUUUUUAAACAUGAACAUGAACCUGCCAAGACUUUGUCACAGACUGUGUUUAUCAGUGGUACAGACACGUCCUCUUCACAUCAGUGGCAAUGGGCAACAGCUGGAGAAGGCCUCCUUGGCAGUAGAUGCUGAUGGAUCAGGUCGUCCCUCUAUUUGCAGGACCUCAGAGAGUGACCCGUCGUGCCAUGCAGAGCAUCAUGUUGGUCAGUACUACACGCUUCCCGCUGCACAUGUCCGCACAUUAUUUCCACAUGGACUGCCCCAACGCUUUCAGAUGCAGAUGAAGACGUUUAAUGAAACCUGUUUUAUGGUGAGACAACCAUCACUGGAGCUCAUCUCGUAUUUAAAAAGAGCUGAUUACAGCAAACCUGCCCUGCGCUAUCUGCUCUAUGGAGAGACCGGAUGUGGGAAGACCAUGUCUCUGUGCCACGCACUGCAUUUCUGCUCCACACAAGGCUGGCUCAUCCUGCACAUACCAGAUGCUCAUCUGUGGGUCAAGAACUGUAGUGAGCUGCUACCCUCAUCAUCUCGCCCAGGUCGCUUUGAUCAGCCAAUCCAGGCCUCACAGUGGCUAAAGAACUUUAAAAUCACCAACGAGCAUUUUCUGUCCAAGAUAAAAACAACACAGCGUUAUGUGUGGACAAAGAGAGAAAGCACAGAGGAAGGCCGACCUUUGGGUGAACUGAUUAAUCAGGGUGUGACUCGUGUGAAGAGCAGCAGUGAUGUGGUGGGCGCGUUGCUUCGUGAGCUGAGGUUGCAGGUUGGCGGUGACAGAGAAGAAUCCUUUAGACUGGCUGUAGCCGUGGAUGGAGUCAAUGCUCUUUGGGGGAGGACGUCUUUGAGGAAGGAGGACAAGAGCGAGGUCGCAACAGAUGAGCUUACACUUGUUCAUAAUCUGCGGAAAAUGCUCAGGAACGACUGGUGUGGAGGAGCCAUUCUUACAACUCUCUCACAGACAGGAUCUCUGUUUACAUCUCGCUUAUCUUACCUUCCUAUGGAGCUGCUGGGAGAGGAGGGAUUUGAUCGGAUGGACCCCUUUGUGCCAGUUCCAAUUUCCAACUACAGUGAUAAGGAGUUUGAGAGCUGUUAUCUGUACUAUAUGGACCGUAACUGGAUGCAGCAUCCACACAGUCAAACAGAAGAAGGAAAGAAGGAGCUUACUUUUCUCAGCAACAGAAAUCCAUCUAUCUUGGAAAGACUGUGUGCCUUCUUGUAAUAAAUGUUCUCCCUCCCUCUCUCUCGCUCGCUCUCUCCCUGUGUUUGCGUAAUAUGAUCCAUUAUACAGUUCACAUAUGCCACUGAUGUCUUUAAUAAUAAAAAGCCCAUGGGAAAAACUGA
Trichomycterus rosablanca is the source of this 1447-nucleotide messenger RNA. RefSeq names its product death associated protein 3 (gene dap3). The transcript has 13 exons. NCBI's taxonomy places the organism in Eukaryota, Metazoa, Chordata, Actinopteri, Siluriformes, Trichomycteridae. The record is from RefSeq and is a predicted model, not a curated record. The coding region runs from base 120 to 1325 and encodes 401 amino acids. Gene Ontology annotation, molecular function: structural constituent of ribosome. Gene Ontology annotation, cellular component: mitochondrial ribosome; mitochondrial small ribosomal subunit. Gene Ontology annotation, biological process: apoptotic process.